AGCGUCGAUCCGAAAUUGGUGGUAGUUAUUCCCAAUCUAAAGAGUAUUUUAUUAAAACCAAUCUAUUUAUUUAUUUUUCAGUUACUACUAAGUAGUAGUAACAAGUUUGAUACGCAUAAAGUCGGGGGAGUGGGAUCUAAAAGCUUGGCGUUCCCGCCAUUCAAUCGAAAGUUUUCCAUAUAAAAGCACUACUCCCCAAACUUGUCCAUCAUCUAUUCAUCUUCGCUCCAAAUCGUUCUCACUUGUUACUCGUCUCAUGAAUAUAUAUAUAUUCGCCAUUCAUUGCUAGGGUUCCGCGCCACCAUACCCAGACUCGCUUCAACAUCUUUUAACUAUCAUUAUGCCGGCGCCUAACACAGUUCCUAUAUCAAUAACGCAUACUGCCAGUCUGCCAUACUUCCAUAUCUUGUUAUUUAAAGAACGGGAAGGUAAACUGACUGAGGAUUUCCAGUUGAUAUUGCAGAUAUGGAGAAGUAGUCCCUCGAUCAUGGACAAAGAUCAUGGUCACAACUCACAAAUUAUUAUCUGAUGGGACAGAUAGGGCCCAUGAUAUGGCCUAGGGACUCUUAUUUGCUGUCUACGCCUGUAUCUGAUGCCAUCUUUACAAAGUAAAGUGAUUUUACAGCCAACUGUCUAUUCUAGUGCAAAUCCACGAGAGCUUCCUAGCUCAAGGUCAUAUGCAACAGUGUUGAGUUUCUACAACAGUAUGACCUUAAAGCCAAUGUAUAACAUGUUCAUCAAGUGGGCAGCCGCUAAGGAGAUAGAACCCAGGCAACGCAAUCCGCUAAGUGGUCUUUCCACCUGUUCGUGAAAACACUGUUUACAAGAAAGGCAACUUAUGUGUACGUCCACUGGCUGUUCUUGUUCUGUGUGUGUGCUGUGAGAAAAGAAAAUGUCUGCUUUGGCUGGUGCUUCUGUAAAUGAGUGGGAGGAACGCAACCAAAGACUUGUUGAAGCUGGGAAUGAGCUGCUUCAGCAUCCCACAUCUUCUAAAGAGGAGCUUCUGGAAAAACUUGAUAAUUUAGAGCAUCUUCUGUUAAGGGUGGCGCAAGUUCCCCCUGCAUCGGCUCUAGAUGCUAUUCGACCUGCAAUGGAAGCACUAGUUGCAGAUGGACUUCUACGGCAUCCUGACUUAGAAGUGAAGGUGUCAGUUGCAUCUUGCAUCAGUGAGAUCAUGAGAAUUACAGCUCCAGAGCAACCAUAUGAUGAUAGCAGAAUUAAGGACUUUUUUGAGCUUGCAGUGUUGGCGUUUGGGAAAUUGUCUUGCUUGGAUGGUCGGUGUUAUUCAAAGGCUGUUUCAAUUAUUGGAGUUCUUGCGAAGUACCGAACGUGCGUGCUAAUGUGGGAUCUCGAGUUAGAUGCCUUGGUUGUUCAGAUGUUUCAACAGUUUCUGAAUAGUAUAAGGCCGGACCACCCUGAUCAUGUAUUCAUGAACAUCGCGGAAAUAAUGAGCAUGAUAAUAAAAGAGAGUAUUGAAGGAAUUCCAAUUCAGCUUCUGAACAUCCUCAUAGGUAGUGUUAACAAGGAAAACCAGAAUGUUUCACCUCGUUCCUAUCUGCUGGGAGAGAGAGUUCUUCAAGAAAGUGCUGUCAAACUUCAUCCAUAUCUUCCAGCAGCAGUGAGGUCCCUCCGCAUUUCCACUAACAACUAUUCGGAAGUUCUUGAAUUAAUAAUGAGAGAGAAUGCUAUAAUGUUUCUUCGAAAAUCUGGGCAGGAAGAAAGUGAUCAAUUUGUGAAUGGAGCAUCAAAAUCACAGGUGGAAAAUGGUCCUGAAGAGCUUUGUCAUAAAGUUGCUUGCUUUGACGAUGUUAGGCCACCCACGGAAGAAACUUCCAUGCUUCCAGACACUGAUUUUAAAGUUGCUGCAUCAAAUGGCUCUGUUGUAAUUUCUGUGCGAUCUGUGGACGAUUCCGUUAAGACGCUGGUCAAUAAUGACUCUGAAAAGCUUUCCCACAAUGCUAAUUAUGGUGGCAAAGUUGGUCCACCCUUACCUGGAUCUUCCAAGACGCCCACAAAUGAUGGCCCUAGUGAGCUUGCACCACAUUCUGCACCUGAGAGAGUGGCUUCAUUCUUAGAUCAACCAUCUCACCUGCCAGGGAAAGAUGAUCCCGAGCAUAAGGUCGAUGACGUCGUUCUAGAGACGGAUACAACUUUAAAAGAAUCAGAACAUGGAGAUGCAAUGAAGCAGCAGAGAAGUAAAGAAUCAAGGAAGUCUUCCCCACCUGAAAACUUGGGUUUGAUAAAGGCAGCCACAAAAGAACUAGAUCUGGAAGCUACUCAAGCUUCAAAGAAAAGAGGUUGGAAACCUAAUUUUUUGAAUAAACCAGAGGAAGGAUAUGAUCAUGCAUGGCUAAGUGGAGAAAGGAGAUCAAAAGGCCAUAUUCGCAUGAAGGGUUGUGGGAAAAAUACUAAAAAGAGAAGUAGCUGUUCACCUAAAUCUGCAAUCUCCACUGGAUUGUAUUCUUCAUCUGGUGAGGAGAAGACUCCAAUAAUGACUUCUAUAAAGAGACGCCGAAAGGAGAAAAAUGACAAAAUAGGUCAGAAUGAUGGUGCACAAUUUUCAUCAAUUUCAGCAAGAGAUUCACCGGGAGCUAUAACCAAGAAAAAAGUCUCGCAACCUACAUUGGUUGCUUCAGAAGAAUUUGGUGUCUUUGAGGCAUUAGAAAAGAAACAUGAAAAAGACGAAAAGAAAAAUGUACCUGCCAGCUACCAUGAUAAAAGAUGGCGGUCAUCAGUACCGGAAUCUGGAGCUGAGGCAUUGGGGUCUGUCUUCUCAAUCACCAAAGAAAGCAACUUUGCCAAAACCUCUAAAGAACAACGUAAAAGGAAGAACUCGGCAGAGGCCAAAGAAAGCAACUUCCCCACAACCUCUGAAGAACAACGUAAAAGGAAGAGCUCGCCAUCACAAGAAGAGGCAUUGGGUUCUGUUUCAAUCACCAAGAAAAGCAACUUCUUCAAAACGUCUAAAAAACAACGUAAAAGGAAGAACUCCCUAUCACAAGAGGAGGCAUUGGGUUCUCUCUCAAUCACCAAGCAAAGCAACUUCCCCAAUAUCUCUAAAGAACAACGUAAAAGGAACAACUCGCUUUCACAAAAAGAGGAUUCUGUGGAUAAGGUUGUCAGCGAGCAUGGCGACGAGCUGGUUGGCUGCAGAGUAAGGGUUUGGUGGCCACUUGAUCAAGCGUUCUAUGGAGGACGUAUCACUUUAUUUGACCAUUCAAAGAAGAAGCACAUGGUGAGCUAUGAAGAUGGUGAACUAGAAAUGCUAAAUCUUACAAAUGAACGCUGGGAACUAGUUGAAGAUGACAAUGCAUCAGUUCCUAGCCACAAGAUUGUUCCUGGUCCAAGUGAUUCGUCUGACAGGCGCCUUGGUUGCAUUGUUGAUUCAUAUCGCCAGAUAAGGAAAAAGAAGAAGUUUCUUGAGCAGGCUUUGAAUGUUAAUGAUGAUGUGCCGGUGCUUACUCCUGGUACUGAAAGCAAGAAGAUCAUUUGCAGCAAAGCAAAGUUAUGUUGGGGUAAAGCAACUGAUGAUCCGACUCCACCUUCAACAAUGACCAUGCAGCAAAAUUUAACUCCAAAAGGAGUGCACCAAAAUAAAAGGAUCAAGGUUGAAGUUUCAGAAUCUGGGGUAGAGGGAAAUCCAAUGAGUUGGACAACACCUGUAAAGGUGUCCCCCGAAGAUGGUGAUGUAUGCAGUGAACUGGUGGAUGUGCAUGGCUAUAAAGUAAAAGCGAGCAAUGCUCCUAUACUUGCUGCCAUUUUUGCCAAGUAUGGUGACAUUACCAUCAACUGUCACUAUAAGUCACCUACUGUCAGAGCUUCCUUUCUUGAUGUGGUUAGUGAUGUUGUCAGGCGGCUGAAAACCAGUGAUGUUAAUUCUUCUUCCAUUAAAGCUAUGAAAUCUGUAGUCUCUGAUGCUUCGGAUGCCAAGCUUGAUGUAACUUGGCUGCAGCAAUAUCUGGAUGAGAUUUCCGAAGAGGAAGAUAUGGAGGAAAAGUCUUCCUAUCUAAUGGCGUUACGCGAGACUACCAUGCUUGUCUCUAAAGCAGCUAAAAAGGACAUGGUACAAAGGAACAGGGAGGUCUUAGCAGCAGAGAAACGGCUCAAAAAGGCUGAAAUGCGCUUGCAAGAGGCCCAAAGCCGGGCAGGAGAGGCAAAAAGGUCUGUCAAAGUAUUUGACAUACUGGGUAAAAAAGUUAAGCAGGACAUCAAGGCUGUUAAGGAUCAAGCACAAUAUUGGCUGAGUAGGUUGAAUGAGCUUCUGUAGUCCGCAGCUGCUUUAUCUUGACAUAAUAGCUUCUAUGUCAAGACAUUAUUGUAAAUUGUGAAUGAUAAUCAUGAAUCUGGGAAGUGUCACAUGGUUGAAUCUUGUUUUGUACAUGAUAGUAACAUUUCUCUUUUUGGAAACAUUCGCAUUUUGUGCAGUAUUAAGUUUGUCAUAUAACAAAAACUAGAAUGGGGUUUUUGUAUGUAAUGCUAUAAACACCUUGAACAAUUGCAGUGAGGUGCUCUGUCUAGUGUUUUCUGCUAAA
Lycium barbarum (goji berry) is the source of this 4532-nucleotide messenger RNA. Its product is annotated as sister chromatid cohesion protein PDS5 homolog C-like. The record is from RefSeq and is a predicted model, not a curated record. Bases 893 to 4267 code for a protein of 1124 amino acids. Gene Ontology annotation, cellular component: nucleus; chromatin. The transcript has 21 exons. Gene Ontology annotation, biological process: DNA repair; mitotic sister chromatid cohesion. Lineage: Eukaryota; Viridiplantae; Streptophyta; Magnoliopsida; Solanales; Solanaceae.